UUUUUCAUAUGUAAACCCAAGGCCAAAGGGUCACUGAAGGUCAUAUAGCUUUUAGUUAUAGUACUGAAGAAAUUAAUCACAAUAUAUAUUAAUGAGGAUUACCAAAAACAUUUUUUGGAUUACAGUGAAUCUUAACUAUGUUUAGAGUGUCUUUAUUCUUGUUUCUAUCUUUUACCUUUGCAUUUCUGGUUUGUGUUUGUUUAGUGAAGGCUCAGGUAUUUCUCACCCAGCUGAGGAGAGGUGGGAGCCUGGGAGAUUCUGGUGAGGGACCAUGAGAUCAAUUCGUCCCAGCACAGGUAGGAAUAAUGCUUUGAGGAGCACCACAGUCUGCCUGCGUUCUCAAAGUCCCUGAAAUUAAGCUGGUGUGAGGGGUAAGAUCUCUGUGUCGGUGGACGGGAACCUGACCAGAAAGCUGCUGGCCAUGGGAACCUCCAGGGUGAAGGUAUGGGCCGUGUUUCUCAGCUGUGUUUCUAUGUCUGUACUGUGUGGUCUUCAUGCACAGGCUCAACAAGAUUUUUCAGGUUUCCUCUCAGGUGAACAUAUGUAUGAAGGAUCAUUAGUGGAGAGAUAUGAUGAAAAUUCUGGAUACACACACCAUGUUAAUUAUCCACAAGAGUCCAGGCGCAGCGAUGAAGAUGAGCAGUCGGCAUCUGGCUUCGAUCCUCAUGCACCAGACGUCACCAUGAUCACAGAAGAGACUUACCCCUACGCCACAAACGUGGAGUCUUUUGAUUACGCCAAAGAGGAUAAAACCUUAAUGACAGAGGUUCCAUAUGGGGGUGAUGCUGAACUGGGACAGGAGGAGGGGCCCACCGAAUGCGACUGUGAACCAGGAGAGCCUGGAUUUGCUGGCUUUGCCGGCCCCAAGGGUUCCAGAGGUCUCCAAGGGAAGCAGGGGUUACCCGGGGCUCAAGGAAGAGAGGGUUACAAAGGUACCAAAGGGGUGAGAGGAAGAGGAGGGGACACUGGCCCAGUGGGCGACUCUGGACCUGAUGGAGAGGACGGUGAAUCUGGUUUCUUUGGUGCAAUUGGCCUUCCUGGAUUACCAGGGGACCCAGGUGAAACAGGCCUAUCUGGAAUAAAGGGUGAUAUCGGAAUUGAAGGUCCACGUGGAGGAGUCGGGGAAAAGGGAAAGACUGGUGCAGUCGGCUCGAAAGGAAAACCCGGAAAGCCAGGAGGUAAAGGUGUUAAAGGGUCCAUUGGAAAAACAGGGAAACAGGGUCCUGAUGGCCGACAGGGGCAAAAGGGUCAGACAGGAGCGCCUGGGUUUUCAGGGGAUCGCGGGGAGCAGGGCUACUUGGGCUACUCAGGAAUUCCUGGAGACAGAGGUGUUCGUGGACCUAAGGGUGCUAAAGGUACCGGUGGCUUGCCAGGAAGCGAUGGGGAGCCCGGAGAGGAUGGUCCCUUGGGAGUUCCAGGAGUUGCUGGUGUGCCAGGGCCUUUUGGACCUAAGGGUUUGAAAGGUGACCGUGGUGUAAAGGGACUUCCUGGAAGAUUAGGAUCUGUGGGUCCGCAGGGGGACAGAGGAGAUGCCGGAAUUCCGGGGAAGCCCGGACCAAAGGGCUUGUCAGGGCCAACAGGUGCUAAAGGGGAAACGGGACCAGAUGGUGAGAAGGGGACACCAGGAAGAAAAGGAGUGAAGGGUACUAAAGGAGAAAAGGGAGAUGCUGGUUCUCGGGGUGAUAAAGGACAGCGUGGAGUGCUGGGUCGUUUGGGCCAAGAUGGUCCCGUUGGUCCUAUCGGGCCGCCAGGAAUUCCAGGCCCCAGAGGAGAUUUAGGCCCUGUGGGAGAUGUGGGGGGGAAAGGACAAAGUGGCCCUAAAGGAGUGCCAGGUGAACCUGGUCCGGGACUAACGGAUGAACAGAUACUACAGUUGUGCCAAGGGGUGGUCAUUGCUCAGAUCUCCCAAUAUGCUGCGUCCAUACGGACCAAAUGUGCACAGGGUUGUCCGGUCAAUAACCGAACCCUCAUCGGGCCUCCGGGAAUCCCAGGAUUCCCUGGAGAUCGAGGCAAAGCUGGUAAAGCAGGAAAAGCAGGUGCCAAAGGAGAAAGAGGCCAUCCAGGCAGUAAAGGUUUAGAGGGUGAAAAAGGAGCUCAAGGUGACCGAGGCACUAAAGGGCAGAAAGGUAAAAGGGGUGACCCUGGCACAGGUCUUCCUGGACAUGAUGGUCACCAAGGCCUUAGAGGUCUCCCAGGUCAUCCAGGAGAACCAAAGGAUGGAGCCGAGGGGCCACGAGGACCUCGUGGGUUUCCUGGGCCUGUGGGUCAGACCGGCAUGGCUGGUAGUGCUGGGAUACCUGGCGUGUGCGAGGCACGAGACUGCAGCAUUCAUGCGCCUGUAGUGCGCAAAGAGAUGGGAUUGGUCAAGGGCCCUCUCGCCCAAAUCUGACAACAGUGAGGCUGUUGAAAGGCCUGUUAUAGUGUCAAGCAUUCUGGUCAUCAAAACUGUAUACCAGUAAAGGUGUUUGGAAGAUACCACGUACGGACAGUCUGACAUCGAGACAUAAAAAACUCUACUACUAGUUUCUAUUUUACUAGAUUCAGCAUUUCUCUCAGACAAAUAUAAAAAUACAGUAUAAAUAAUUACUACCAGCACUUUCAUUUUCAACAAUGUUGUUUAUUAUAAAUACAGUAGACAUGUAAAUAAUUUUGUAAAGCAUCAUACUGUGUACAUCUACUGUCUUGAAUUUUUUUCUCAUAAAAAACAAGCUUUAAAUUAUUUGGAUUUUAUGGAUGUGGAUGGCAUUCAACCUGUUCAGGCAUCAGGGCAAACUUUUCCCCUACAGUAUAUUAUUGAACAGGUGAAUUAAAAAUAUGCUUUUUUUAAAAGUGUUUUGGUCACAAGUUUUUUUUAUUAUUAUUUUAAGGUCAUCAUUUUCAAAGUAUGAAAGAUGCAAUACAAAACAAGUGGAUGGACAAUUUUUUUUAUUUAAAAGUAGGCGCAAUGUACAAAAAGUAAAAAAAAAACGUGAGCCACAGUUCAUAAAUAUAAAAACAACAACAAACAGAAAAUGUAUACAUUUUACUUGGCAGCAUUUUUUGAUUUAGUUCUAAUUUUUAUGUAGU
This is a messenger RNA of Misgurnus anguillicaudatus (oriental weatherfish), 3066 nucleotides long. RefSeq lists its product as uncharacterized. NCBI's taxonomy places the organism in Eukaryota, Metazoa, Chordata, Actinopteri, Cypriniformes, Cobitidae. The record is from RefSeq and is a predicted model, not a curated record.